Myotis lucifugus (little brown bat) is the source of this 1672-nucleotide messenger RNA. It is a transcript of the gene ACTR3B, whose product is annotated as ARP3 actin related protein 3 homolog B. Gene Ontology annotation, cellular component: actin cortical patch. The transcript has 11 exons. The record is from RefSeq and is a predicted model, not a curated record. Lineage: Eukaryota; Metazoa; Chordata; Mammalia; Chiroptera; Vespertilionidae. Gene Ontology annotation, molecular function: actin filament binding. Bases 121 to 1242 code for a protein of 373 amino acids.
GACUCCCGAGGCGGCCCGGCGGCGGCUCCCGGGAGCGGGAGGCUCGGGGCGAGCGCGGCGCGAGGAGGGCGGCGGGUCCUCGGGGGCUCUCGCGUGGGCCGAGCGGCGCGCUGCCGGGGCAUGGCGGGCUCCCUGCCUCCCUGCGUGGUGGACUGCGGCACCGGGUAUACCAAGCUUGGCUACGCAGGCAACACUGAGCCCCAGUUCAUUGUUCCUUCAUGUAUUGCCAUCAGAGAGUCGGCAAAGGUAGUUGACCAAGCACAAAGGAAGGUGUUGAGGGGCGUGGAUGACCUGGACUUUUUCAUUGGGGAUGAAGCCAUCGAUAAACCCACAUACGCCACCAAGUGGCCAAUAAGACACGGAAUAAUCGAAGACUGGGAUCUUAUGGAAAGGUUCAUGGAACAUGUGAUUUUUAAAUAUCUUCGAGCUGAACCUGAGGAUCAUUAUUUCCUAAUGACAGAACCUCCGCUGAACACACCAGAAAAUAGAGAAUAUCUUGCAGAAAUUAUGUUUGAAUCUUUUAAUGUACCAGGACUCUACAUUGCAGUUCAGGCAGUGCUGGCCUUGGCAGCGUCGUGGACGUCUCGGCAGGUCGGCGAGCGCACGCUGACAGGCAUCAUCAUCGACAGCGGGGACGGGGUCACCCACGCCAUCCCAGUGGCGGAAGGUUAUGUAAUCGGAAGCUGCAUCAAACACAUCCCGAUUGCAGGUAGAGAUAUUACGUAUUUCAUUCAACAGCUGCUAAGGGAGAGGGAGGUGGGAAUCCCUCCUGAGCAGUCACUGGAGACCGCAAAAGCCAUUAAGGAGAAAUACUGUUACAUUUGCCCUGACAUCGUCAAGGAAUUUGCCAAGUACGACCUGGACCCCGGGAAGUGGAUCAAGCAGUACACAGGCAUCAAUGCCAUCAACCAGAAGAAGUUCGUGGUGGAUGUGGGCUACGAACGGUUCCUGGGCCCCGAGAUUUUCUUCCACCCCGAGUUUGCCAACCCAGACUUCAUGGAGUCCAUCUCGGACGUUGUUGACGAAGUGAUACAGAACUGUCCCAUCGAUGUGCGCCGUCCGCUGUACAAGAAGCCAAGAAGUAGUGAAGAAAGAGAAAGAAAACUCCAGAAGCCAAUGGAAGGUUGUUGGCAGCCCCGUCUGGCGAUGCGAGAGGUCACGCAGGGGAGGUCGAGACCUGGCCGUGGCUGUCGGGUGAGGAGCCAGGCCGCUUGGAGGCAGCCGAGACUCACCCGUCUCUAGGACUUGGCACCACGUCCUAGAACGGCUGCUCUGGCUUUGCUGAGUCCCAGUCUUCAGGUUCAGUUCCAGAGCAGGAAAGCCUUGUCCCUAAAGAGAGACAGCCUUUCACAGCACGAUAAGGGGCAGCUGCCAGGAGCGUCGGGCGAGCUGUCUUCUUCCCGGGUAGUGUUUGGUCUGCUGGUCAGGGGGAGCCUGCUCCGUGGGCAGGGGACGUGGUUUCUGCAGUGAGCGCAGGGAUUCGUUAGUGGCGCCAGGAGGUCAGUGGGGGGCCCUGCGUGUCUGUCAAGUGGGUUCAGGUGGAGCCUCCAGCAGGUGCACCAGCCGCACAGCAUGGGGUUCAGGUGGAGCCUCCAGCAGGUGCACCAGCCGCACAGCAUGGGGUUCAGGUGGAGCCUCCAGCAGGUGCACCAGCCGCACAGCAUGGGGUUCA